Messenger RNA from Branchiostoma floridae (Florida lancelet), 2259 nucleotides. RefSeq lists its product as uncharacterized. The transcript has a single exon. The record is from RefSeq and is a predicted model, not a curated record. The coding region runs from base 1 to 1986 and encodes 661 amino acids. Gene Ontology annotation, molecular function: calcium ion binding. Lineage: Eukaryota; Metazoa; Chordata; Leptocardii; Amphioxiformes; Branchiostomatidae. Gene Ontology annotation, cellular component: membrane.
AUGGCAUGCGCAGUUAGCCACAAGGUCGUAUUUUUGUGGACCGUUUCUUGUCUUCUGUGUCUUGCUCACGGAGGUUACAAUUUCUCGGUUCAUAUCGCUACAAACGCCAAGCUUGGAACAGCCGUUGUGAACGUUCGGAGUCUGUUGGGACCGGAGAAAGCGGAACUUCCUUGUGCGAUCGUGGAGGGAGAUCCGUACGGCCGGUUCUAUGUCCGUACCAACUGUACCGUUGUGGUGGCCAGGCCGCUGGACUGGUUAGUACAGUCAGAGUAUCUGCUCAAGAUUCGUGUUGGUCAGCUUCGAGACCCGGAUCACCUUGUUGUCCAUCUUAAAGUAAAGGUGACCCACGUCUUGGGUUAUCCUCCUGUGUAUAACGUUACGUGUGAGACGCCGGUCCGACCUUAUUCGGGGGAAAAGUCAAACGACUUCUUGUUUAGUUCCACGCUGAGUGUAGAAGCCGAGACGACCGCUGGAGAUGUUGUUUUCCUCAAGAGCACACUGGGCAAGCCUCGUCCUAUAUGGGACAUGGAUCCGAACGACCCCAGAGUUGUCAUUACGGCAGGGAACGACUGCCAUAUUCGAGUGGUUAUGGGCGUACACGCAUUGUCUGACGUGGCCAUUGCAGCAGAACUGUUCCAAUUUUAUGUAAACGAGGAACAAGGUACAUUCCGCGUGACAUGCCACGAGCAGUCGGAAACGUUUCCCGAUGGUCUCUUCGAACUCUUCUCUACGUACGGCAAGUACAAAGACAGGUUACGUCAUCUGGAAGGCAUUUUGCCUGACGUCAUGGUCAAACUGCCCAAUCAUCCUUUGAUCGUCAUGAUUUCUUCUUCUAUGCUCCCCACAAAAGGUGCCACGCGUUUUAACUGUAAGCUUCCUUCAACUCGCGAUCGGGUAGUCACGAUGUCGCUUGAUCUUGAUGCUGUCACAACUUUAAAACAUCUUGACACGAUUACUGUCGAUAUCAACCCCGUAGGCUGCCCACCAGAUAGAUACGGCAUCCUUUGUGACAAGAAUUGCAUCUGUGAGAAUGGCGCCCGUUGCCAUGGUUUCAACGGUGCGUGUAAAUGCACGGAAGGAUGGCAAGGCGUGGCCUGCGACAUCCCGAAACCAGGUGUUUCUGCAACAACGACACCAAGCGAUCCGUCUGAUAUCUACAUCCCCGCUAAUGUCACCAUUCACUGCAAUGUCCACCACCUUGAAGCCACAACAUUGUCGCUGUUAUCUCCAAAUGGAUCCGUGACUGUAAGCUCUGCUGGAGUUAGUCAAAUAAAUAAAACGAUUAUGGAUAUACAGCCAAAAGACGGCGUUGCCUACAUGUGUGAGCUUACAGACACCCAUGAAAACGUCUUCAACGCAACGAUAUUAUUGGAUGCCGGCAACUGUUCGCCCAAUCGAAAAGGCGAGCGUUGUGAUGAAACUUGCGAGUGCCUACAAGGUGCCAGCUGUGACCGGUGGGCCGGCUGUGUCUGUCCGCCGGGAUGGACAGGAACCAGGUGUCAAGAAAGAUGUCCGGACGGCACAUACGGCAAAGGCUGCGGAAAGAACUGUACCCGCUGUCUGCACGGUGCGAGCUGCGCCCCUAGCGAUGGUACGUGUAACUGCACCGCCGGCUGGUACGGGUCGGACUGUAACGUGUCCUGCCCUACGUACAGGUACGGGCUGAGGUGUCAACACACCUGUACCUGUAGGAACGACGCCGCCUGUAACAACGUGGACGGCAGGUGCCAAUGUGUGUCGCCUUGGACGGGGGAGAACUGCGACGAAAAGACAGCCACCAUACCGGAGCCGCUGGUCGAAAUCCUUGUGCCACUGGCAUCUCUACUUUUACUAGUCCUUAUUGUAGCGGCCAUACUGUACAAGAAGAGACGCCUGUUCGGUGUUGUUCCCGAGAGAGUAGAAGAGAACGAAGCACUCCUGGAGCUGGCACUGGUAGACUACUCACCUUCUAAUCAUAAUUACAUUCCAACAUUUAAACAUUCAUAAAUCUGUCUUAAGAUAUCCCAAUACAUGUGUCAUGUGUAUGAAAAUUUCUCAUAGAAUAAACUAGAUAAAUCAUCAUCAAGAAAACUCGUCCUUUAUCUCUGAAAUUCGUUGAGAAUCUUCCGACCCCUUAGUGCCGCACCGGUGCCCCAAGUGCAAUGAGAUCAGAUAACUGAGGAAGACCUACAAAUCGGAUCAAAGAUUCCGAUGAGUAAGAUUCCUUGACUUGGGGAACAUCUGUAAUUUUUGAUUAGUAAAAUUUCUUUAGUUGGAGAA